UAGAAAUUCGCGUUUAUUAGUGGUGAGUCCCCACCAAUUUGGCAGAGCCCCUUUUUGCGUGUCCAAAACAGAGCGCUAUCAUAAUUAGCUAGAGAAGAGAGUGAGCGAGCGAUAGAGAUAGCGAGAGAGAGGGCGGGAGGGAGAGAUAAUGCCGUCAGGCCCUAAGAAGCGGCAAGCAGCGCGGCGGCGAAAGCAGCGCGAGCAGCGCGCUGAGGAAGAGCGGCAGCACCACAAUGGCAAUGGAUCAGAGACGGGUAGCGAGUCCCUCCUGGACGAUGACGAUCUGAGCAGCAGCGCGGCCACGACGCCGACGCCGAGAUCCCAGCACCACCACCAGCAUCACGAGCCCCCAAAUCUGGAUCUGGAGCACCAUCUUCACCAACAUGGGGACGAUGAGGAGCGGCGCAAGCAGCAGGACCGCAAGCACAGCAACGUGGAGGAAUGGGUGAGGCAGUCCGUCGAGUUUGAUGUUGGCACCCCACCGCCGCAAACUCCCACCAAGUUCCACGCUCACGAAGAACCAGAGGACGACCACCAUCAUCUCGCAGACCAAGAACGCCAUACGGAAAAAGUCGAUGAGCUCGAGCCUCCUCCUGCCGCUGCUAAAGAUCACAACACCGUCGCUGCUACUCCCACUGAAGAUCACAACAUUCCCACUGAAGACCGCGAUACUCGCAUUGAAGAUCACGACCCUGCUGCUGCUGCUACUGCCGCUAGCUUUGAAGAUCAAAAGUCCACUGCUGCUGUCGAAGAUCACAAGCCCGUGGCGGCUACCAUCGACACAUCCAAGCCCAUCACUGCUGCUGCUACUACCAGCGAUGGCGACCAAAAGCUACAGGCCGGUCACGAGUCCACACCCCAAAAGUUGCCUGAGAGAGCUUCCGGAUGCUGCGGAGUGCUCGAUUGGUUGCUCGGCAGAGGUUCUUGAAGUUCUGACUCAAUUCACGAGAAGAGCUCUGUUUAUACACGAUUAUGAUGAUGUUGAUGAUGAGAAGCCAGAAAAAAAGAAAGAAAACGUAUCUUGUUUCUUUUCUU
Selaginella moellendorffii is the source of this 1035-nucleotide messenger RNA. RefSeq lists its product as uncharacterized. Bases 149 to 928 code for a protein of 259 amino acids. The transcript has 3 exons. Lineage: Eukaryota; Viridiplantae; Streptophyta; Lycopodiopsida; Selaginellales; Selaginellaceae. The record is from RefSeq and is a predicted model, not a curated record.